This is a messenger RNA of Heterocephalus glaber (naked mole-rat), 1160 nucleotides long. It is a transcript of the gene Emp3, whose product is annotated as epithelial membrane protein 3 (MAM blood group). Gene Ontology annotation, cellular component: plasma membrane. The record is from RefSeq and is a predicted model, not a curated record. NCBI's taxonomy places the organism in Eukaryota, Metazoa, Chordata, Mammalia, Rodentia, Bathyergidae.
UUGGUGCCCUACCAAGCACUCCAGGUGCACAGUUAAAACUCAGUCCCUAGUACGUGCACUGCAUGCCUAUGAAACCCCUCACUGCUUCCCGCUGCACUUAGCAGAGCCUCCGAGCUCCUCCCCCAGUCUUCAAGGGCACCCUUUGAUUUCCCAUCCCUCCCUCCUUUGGCUGCCUGUCCUCCAGCCACACUGGCCCUUCUGUCUGCUCCCCAAACAACUGGAGCUUGUUCUCCAGAACCUUCCCACUUCCUGUUCUCCUGGCAUCAAAGGAUUCCCAUCUUCAAGUCUCAGCUUCCAGAUCACCUCCUUCAAGAGGCCUCCCCUGAUUCCCUGUGCUCCCACCCCCUCUUAUCUCUAUUGCUCUGCUUCCUCUAAAACACUCAGCACUCUCUGAAGGUUGUGUUCCUCAGGGACCGUUUCUUUUAUUGUCCAUCUCUCCUGCUAGAAGACAGGCCUCAGAACUGCUGAGCUCCCAGGUGCUUUCUUCAUGAUUAGUUGCUGCUUCAUAGUACGUGCUCGGCCAGGGGCCCUUGGCUCCCCCGCCUCCCUCCCAGCCUCUCGAUCCUCCGCCUGCUGACUGCCCCGCCCCUAGGCUCCCAUCUCAGCCAUGUCGCUCCUCCUGCUGGUGGUCUCUGCCCUUCACAUCCUCAUCCUCAUCCUGCUUUUCGUGGCCACUCUGGAUAAGUCCUGGUGGACCCUCCCGGGGAAGGAGUCCCUGAACCUCUGGUACGACUGCACGUGGAACAACGACACCAAAACGUGGGCCUGCAGUAACGUCAGCGACAACGGUUGGCUGAAGGCUGUGCAGGUACUCAUGGUGCUGUCCCUCAUCCUGUGCUGCCUGUCCUUCAUCUUGUUCAUGUUCCAGCUGUACACCAUGCGUCGAGGGGGGCUCUUCUACGCCACCGGCCUCUGCCAGCUCUGCACCAGCGUGGCUGUGUUCUCGGGGGCCCUGAUCUAUGCCAUCCACGCCAAGGAGAUCGUGGUGAAGCACCCGCGCGGGGGCAGCUUCGGGUACUGCUUUGCGCUGGCCUGGGUGGCCUUCCCCCUGGCGCUGGUCAGCGGCAUCGUCUACAUCCACCUGCGGAAGCGAGAGUGAGCGCCCCGCCCUGCCCGCUGCCCAGGCCCACAGCCAGAAAAUAAAACCGUUUGACCGCGGC